Molecule: messenger RNA, 549 nt
Organism: Scutellospora calospora
Lineage: Eukaryota; Fungi; Glomeromycota; Glomeromycetes; Diversisporales; Gigasporaceae
Source: the annotation of a GenBank genome assembly
AUGUUGAAGAUUAAGGCAGCUCAAAGCGAGAGAAAUCGUUUAUCAAUGCUUCUUGCUGAAUAUACCAAUGAUGUUGCAGAAAGUCAGAGUAUUCGUGCAAUCAAAUCGCGUAAAGAUUUACUCUGGUCCUUGGCUACAAAAUUAUGGGACGCUUUUAAUUAUCCAGAUCCUAAAACACACCCUUUAUUUAAAGGUGUGCCAGAACUUAAUAAAGAAGGCAUUGCGAACAUUCUUUCCUUCUAUGAAACUGGUAAAUCGCGGUUUCAAGAAAUUCUUGCCCAAGAUGUAUAUAAAACUGAGCCACGUAUAACUACUGGAUGUCGUGGGUGUAAUAUAAAGUCUUAUACCUAUGCACAACUUACGGAAAAAAAGAAAAAAAUGAAUAAUCAAGUAGACGACCAUCCUUCUCAAACGUCAACUAUUCAACAAAUGGAGAAAGCGAUACUUGACCAAUUAUUUGAAUCUGAAGAGCUGCUCAAAACAACAAUCUCAGAUAUAUUAUUGCAACUUAACGCUAUUUCUCCUGACUGGAUGACUGAGAGGAUCAAA